UAUCAGUUAUCAACGCUCUUAUUGUGUGAAUUCUAGAAGUUUAUAGAAACGUGGCAUGCAUUUUUGUAUUUUCAGAGGCAGAACUUAGUGAGACUUGUGGUGGUUCAGUUUUGUGUGAUGAUGCCAUGUCUGAGUGUAUUGCUGGUAAUACUGGAGAGAACGUGUGUAGGUGUCAGCUUGGAUACUUCGACAGUAAUAGCUACAGUAGCGCUGACGGAGUAUGUACAAGCAUGAAUGGAUUGAUCGCAAAAAGUUUUGCGGUAGGAGUCGAAGGUACCAGCACAGUGACGAUAGAAUGGGUUGCUCCAUCUCCUGAAAGUAAACAGGUCAAAAGGUACGAGGUUCACUGGACUCCCCUGUUACCCAACGGAACAGGAAACUACAGCGCUGGUAAUGCAACAAACGUUCGACUGAUUGGAUUCGUAUCUGGACAGCAGUAUGCUUUCUACGUUAAAACGAUCGAACAUGGAAGUCGUCGAUAUGAGCAAUACGUGCAAACAGCUAGUAAAUCUAUUACAAUGGACGCAGGUCUCGGUGUUGCUUGUAAUGCUAGCAAUAUAGCAUGCGCAGACUACAACUCCAACUGUGCGAAAACUGAUAACGGACUUAGUACCGUAUGCAGAUGUAGGGCCAGUUUCUUUGACAGCAAUGGUUUCAACACUCCAGGAGGGAUGUGUAUUAAUAUGUCAACUCUGGCAGUGACUGACCUUACAUUAGUUACUGAAGGAACAGAAACGGUUAACAUAAGCUGGACGCCGCCUCCAUUGGAGUACACUGAUCAGGUCAGUAGGUACGUGGUGAGCUGGACUCCGGUCACACACAUCAAUGGGAGUGUGUCCUACAACGCUCUGCUAUCCACAGACAUACAACUUGUGGGGUUUACACCCGGACAGACCUAUACCUUCUAUAUCUACUCAGUCGAGUCUGGAAGUAGGAAGACUGAGCAAAAUAUUAGCUCAGUGCCAUCUGUAAUUACUAUGAAACCACACACACCCUCAGAUUUUACAGAAACAGACGUUGACGGACCCGUGAUCACGCUAUCUUGGUUCUUACAUAAAGGAGUUAAAACUUUUUAUGAAGUAAUAAGUACCCCAACACUUGGCAUGGCAAAUGUAACUACAGAAUCAAUAACCUACAGUGUUAAUGUAUCAGACGGUCAACAGUACAACACCUCUAUAACUGCUGUCAGUGGUAAUGAGCGGAGUGACCCACUGUAUUCUUCAUUCACAACGGUAUCAAAAACUCCAGAUCCACCUACACUAUCAAAUACUACGUUUUGUAAUUCAACCACUAACGAGAGUAUCGCCCUGGUCUGGACUGCUCCGGAGUAUCCGAGAGGAAACAUCCAGUAUUAUGUUGUAAAAAGCAUCACAACAGGAGCUAUAUAUACGACAAUAUCAGGCAAGACAGAGUAUGUAGUUGCUGGUCUCAAACCAGGAACACUUUACACCUUUAGUGUAGCUUCAGUUAAUGAUGCCGUUACAUACGGGAACCAAAGUGACUACAGCAAACAAUACGAAUGCCGAACUGACGCGGCCAUUUCAAUGGCGCCUAGUACCUUACUUGUGACACAAAUUCAGAGUCGAGAGUUCACCUUGAACUGGACCAAACCAACGAUUACCAAUGGUGCACUGAGUGGGUACAGACUCACAGUGACAGAUGGGAGCGCGUGUGUCAAGGAAGUCAUCUUCGCCUGUCAUACAUGUCCAUUGUGGGUGGCAAUCCCCUAUGAUUGUCCUGUUGGCACCAAACAGACAGUGGUAGUUCUUCCGAUACAUCUAGAUGGCGUCUUCAACUACACUGUCCAUGACAUCCUACCUUAUACUAACUACACUGUUAGUGUGUUAGCUGUGAACGCAGCAGGAGACGGGGUACCUGUUACUGAAUACACAGCAACAGACCAGGAAGUUCCACAGCACCCCACUGAUUUGAAUGUGUCUGUAUUGAGUGCCACAGAAAUAUUUGUGACAUGGACCAUAUCAGGACUAGAGCCGGGUCCCACCACGUUUGAACUGCAUGUAAUACCAGGAAUACCCGAAAUAAAUCGCACGGAAACCAUACGCGGCUUCUACACCAGAGAUUACACAGUAAAAAACCUAGAGGAGUUCCGAACGUACACAUUUAAUAUCACAGCCGUUACAGACAAGGGUUCUUCCGGGUUCCAACAGGCACUUCCGUCCGCAACAACACAAGCUAUCGUUCCCGAUACAGUAGGUAACUUUCUGGUUACCCGACCUGAUGGACCAAACUUCGCUACUGUGAGAGUAUCCUGGCAGCUUCCGUCGUUAUUGGACAGAAACAGUGACGUCACUCAGUUUGUGUUUUCUUACAACUCCACAGGAGGGAACGUAACCUCGCACUCGGAAGUGAUUGCUGUAGAUUCAGAUCCCAAUCCGGUAACAAAGAACGUAACAGUUGUACCGUUGAAUACCUACAUAAUAGAGGUAUAUGCUGUAGGUGAGGAUUCCACUGGCAGUAUCCUUAUAGGGACAAAAAGUAUGAUGACGUACUUUGCACCAGCUGGACCUCCUCCUCUCGAUGUUGAUGAAUCAAUCAUUCCGUCCACGUCUAACAUUGACAUCCAAGCCACACACACUACGUUUGCGCUCAACAUUGAAAAACGAUUUUUCACAAACAUAGUCUAUGGCCCAAUUGUUGAUUACACCCUCGUGUUGUGUAAGGAGAGAUGUACAGGACUAGACGAUAAAUCAGAAACGAAGGCAGAAAAUUACUUAAGUACAUUGGACGGUUGGAAAGCAGCGAAGACGAAAGGGUUCUCUCAAAUGUAUAGGGCCAUGUCUAAAUCCGAGUUUGAUUCGGCAUUCAUUGCUGGAAAUAAGGCGGCUACCACAUUCCGCAUUGUGAUAGGAAAAGUGACAAAUUGCAGCCAGUCAACGAAACAGUAUUGCAAUGGACCACUACAAGUUGAAUCUACUUAUUUUUUGAAGGCGGCCAUAUGUACUGUUGGAGGUUGUACACUGUCAUCAAAAUAUGGACCAUUUUCAACCCUGGAAGGUAUAGGUCAUUUUAACUUAAUUUAUUUGUUGAGUUCAAACUGCCUUAUUAUGAAUGAUUUUUUCUUUUAUUAAUGUUUUGUUUAAAUCUAGGAAAGUUAAAUAUAACAGGUAAGUUGGAUGGAAUACAUGACUAAAUAGGAAUUGAUACUGUUAUCUUUUUCUUUGAUACAAAUUUACUUGCAAUUGCUUUCUGAUGUCUGAUGCUCUCUUGGUUAUGUGGUGUUUACGUAUAAGUAAUGCCAUGCUGUUGCCUUAGUAAUGUUAUGUCUGCUUUUGUUUAUCGUUUUGUCCGUUUUCUUAUGUAACGUUUGUUAAGCACAGUUUUAUUAUCGUCUUGUUAACGUACUGUAUAUUUGAUAUACCGUCUUGCUACUGUUUUGCUUAGUUAUAAAUAUUGAUAUAUCGUUUUAUUAUUGUUUUGCUUAUGUGAUGUGAAUUUUUUCAUAUAUCGUCUUGUAAUUGCCUAGAUUAUCUGAUGUCCAGUUCCAUAUAACGUCUUGUUGUCGUAUACUGUCUUGUUGUCGUCUUGCCUAUGUGAUGUCCAGAUUCAUAUACUGACUUGUUGUCGUAAAUUGUCUUGUUGUCGUCUUGCCUAUGUGAUGUCGUUUUGAUAUACUUUCUUGUAAUUGCCCAGAUUAUGUUAUGUAAUGUUCCAAAUAAUGUCUUGUUGUCGUCUUGCCUAUGUGAUGUCCAUUUUCAUAUAUUGUCUUGUCGUAUACUGUCUUGUUGUCGUCUUGCCUAUAUGCUGUUUUUAUAUACCGUCUUGUAAUUGCCUUGCUAAUGAAUGUCUAUUUUUGUCAUAAACCGACUUGAUGUCACAUUUUUUUUGGUGUCGUCUAUUUUGAUAAAUCGUCAUGUUUAUGAUUUGUAUUUCAUACAGUAUAAUAAAUGCUUAGAUUAUGUUGUGCAUGUUUGAUUACUAAAUUGACUAUUGUCACUUUGCCUUUCAGGUUUUGACAUGUUGUCUACGUAUUGCAUAACCUAUUUAUCUAAUUAUCAUUGAAUUCCAUUAUUUUGUCAUCUUUCUACCUGAUAACUAUAUAACUAUGUAUCGUUGUU
Molecule: messenger RNA, 4076 nt
Organism: Mizuhopecten yessoensis (Yesso scallop)
Lineage: Eukaryota; Metazoa; Mollusca; Bivalvia; Pectinida; Pectinidae
Product: fibronectin-like
Exons: 18
Coding region: 126-3089 (987 amino acids)
Molecular function (GO): protein binding
Source: RefSeq, a predicted model, not a curated record